Molecule: messenger RNA, 1884 nt
Organism: Pseudozyma hubeiensis SY62
Lineage: Eukaryota; Fungi; Basidiomycota; Ustilaginomycetes; Ustilaginales; Ustilaginaceae
Exons: 1
Coding region: 1-1884 (627 amino acids)
Source: RefSeq, a predicted model, not a curated record
AUGACCUUCGCUACGCACAGCAUGACGUUAAAAGCUAUCGCCCUUGGGUCUCUCCUGCUCGCCAGCAGCGGCAGCGGUGUCUCAGCAGGCAAUGCUGGCACCAUGCGAGUGGUUGGGAACUCCGGCGUCUCAGCUCAGAUGAUGUUCCUCGGCACAGAGCAGAAGGUCUACAUCCUCGACAAGACUGAGAACAAUGCUGUGCGCGUUAAUGGCCACCCUGCCUGGGCCGUAGAGUACGACAUCAAGUCGAACACGUAUCGGCCCAUGGAGGUGCGUUCCAACACCUUUUGCGCCGGUGGUAUGUCCCUCGGUGACGGCACCUGGCUGGUCACUGGCGGAAACAAGGCCGUGACCACCAACGGAGACACCGCAAAAGCUGGAGCCGGCUACGGAGCAUACAACGGCGGAAAAGCGCUCCGAUUCCUGAGUCCGUGUGACAAUCAACAAUGUCAGUGGGAUGACCAGUCGAGCAACCACCUCGACACGGAACGAUGGUAUCCCACCGUCGAACCUUUAGCCGAUGGCCACAACAUUAUACUUGGAGGUAUGCGAGAUGGAGGCUUUGUUCCCAGUCAAGGUUCAAACAACCCUACCUACGAAUUCUACCCUCCCAAGAAGGAUGGAAAGAGUCUUUCGUUGCCGGUGCUGCAGCGCACUGUACCUCUUUCGCUUUAUCCGAUCGCAUAUUUGAUGUCGUCGGGCGAUGUGUUCAUCCAAGCUGGGAGGGAGGCGAUCAUGUGGAACUACAACAAGCAGAGCGAGUGGUCAAUGCCCAAGAUUCCGGGCGCGCCUCGCGUCUAUCCUGCCUCGGGUGGAUCGGCUCUGCUUCCACUGACACCUGCCAACGGAUACAAGGAGACGAUCCUCUUCUGCGGUGGUAUGAGCCUAGGCAAGGUAGCCAACUGGGGCAACGAAGGUGGACCCAGCAUGGCCGUUUCGCAGGUUCCAGCGUCGACCUCGUGCGAGCAGAUCAGCCCAUUGCAAGGUGGCAACUGGGAAGCGGUCGAUGAUCUACCCGAGGGUCGUUCGAUGGGUCAAUUCAUCCAGCUGCCCGACGGCACCCUUUGGUUCGGCAACGGCGUCACCACGGGUGUCGCUGGCUAUAGCACCAACCCGAAUGCCAAAGGUGAUCCUGUCGGCGAAUCGUACGGCGACAACCCAUCGUACCAACCUCUCGUGUACAACCCUCAAGCAUCACUCGGCAACCGAUGGAGGCAAGUCGGCAGCACCUACAUUGGUCGACUCUACCAUUCUUCCGCCACGCUCCUUCCCGAUUCCUCCAUCCUCAUCGCCGGCUCCAACCCCAACGCCGACGUCAACACCUUCACCACAUGGGCUACCGAGUAUCGAGUCGAGCGAUGGUACCCUGAGUUCUACGACUCGCCUCGUCCAUCUAGCUCUGGUCUGCCGCGAAGCUUUUCGUACGGUGGCAAAGGGUUCACCAUCAAGCUCAACUCGGCCGCCGAGGCGCGAAAGGCCAAAGUGGUACUGGUUCGCACCGGCUUUUCGACGCACGGUAUGAACAUGGGUCAGCGCAUGAUCGAGCUCAAGUCCACAAGACAAGGCAGCUCGAUCAGCGUUGCUCAGCUUCCACCGAAUGCCAAUCUGUUUGCUCCUGGACCGGCCCUCGCGUUCGUCGUGGUGGAUGGCGUGCCGAGUCAAGGAAAGAUGGUCAUGGUGGGUAAUGGAAAGAUCGGUACGCAGCCGGUUGCGGCAGAAACGUCGCUGCCUGCUGCGUCUGGCAAGAGGGAGGAGAUGAUGGAGCCUAGGAAUGUGUCCCAGGUGGAGCGAGAGGUGGCUGCGGCUAUGGGAGGACACGACGAUGUGCUCCGAAGAAGCGCGUUGCACGCUCGUCACUACAAGAGCGGCGUCGAUCGUCUUUGA